Nomascus leucogenys (northern white-cheeked gibbon) is the source of this 2262-nucleotide messenger RNA. RefSeq names its product spermatogenesis associated 7 (gene SPATA7). The coding region runs from base 575 to 2224 and encodes 549 amino acids. The record is from RefSeq and is a predicted model, not a curated record. The transcript has 12 exons. Gene Ontology annotation, cellular component: ciliary basal body; axoneme; rod photoreceptor outer segment. Lineage: Eukaryota; Metazoa; Chordata; Mammalia; Primates; Hylobatidae. Gene Ontology annotation, biological process: protein localization to photoreceptor connecting cilium; microtubule cytoskeleton organization; photoreceptor cell maintenance.
CCCUCGCUCUAGGCGGCGCUCGCAGCCUCGGGUCCGGGCAGCCGAGUGCAAGGCCGCCCCUUGGGCGCUUCCUACCCUUGGCUGAGUCGCCAGUGUUGCCUGGAGCUGCCCGGGCCUGCGCAAAGGAAAAGGGAGAGCCUGCUUGGCAGCCUCGCAGGUCCGCUUCUUUGCCCUGAAUUUGUCGCCCUGACAUCAGGGGCCCCUGUCUCCUGAACUCAGGGUCGUGCAGCCUUUAAAACCUCGGUAGCUCCCAGGCAGAGGAACCAGGUUUGGCCUUUGGAGUCAGACCUCCCUGGGCCCCAAAUCAAACCCCUCUGUUCUCCAUGGAGACGACCCUCAGUUUUCUCAUCUCUUGAACGUGAGGAUCAAAUACCCAGGCCAUGGAGUUCUUGAGGAUUAAAUGCAGAUAAUAUAGAGAAGAUCCUGGCGCAUUUUAAGUGUCAGAGCAACCUCUGUCCUUCCCAGAUAUGGUCCACCGUGCCUAUUUAAAGGACACUUGAGCACCAAAAGUAAUGCUUUUUGCACUGACUCCUCUUCUCUCAGACUAAGCACUCUCCAGCUGGUCAAGAAUCACAUGGCUGUUCACUAUAAUAAAAUCCUUUCAGCCAAAGCUGCAGUAGACUGCUCAGUUCCAGUAAGCAUGAGUACCAGCGUAAAGUAUGCAGACCAACAACGAAGAGAGAAACUCAAAAAGGAAUUAGCACGAUGUGAAAAAGAGUUCAAAUUAACUAAAACUGCAGUGCAAGCCAAUUCUAAAAGUAAUUCCAAGUCACUUUUUAACACCUUACAAAAGCCCUCAGGUGAACCGCAAAUUGAGGAUGACAUGUUAAAAGAAGAAAUGAAUGGAUUUUCAUCCUUUGCAAGGUCACUAGUACCCUCUUCAGAGAGACUACACCUAAGUCUACAUAAAUCCGAUAAAAUCAUCACAAAUGGUCCUGAGAAGAACUCCAGUUCCUCCCCGUCCAGCGUGGAUUAUGCAGCCUCUGGGCCCCGGAAACCGGGCUCUGGAACCCUGUAUGGCAGAAGGCCCAGAAGCACAUUCCCAAAUUCCCACCAGUUUCAGUUAGUCAUUUCGAAAGCACCCAGUGGGGAUCUUUUGGAUAAACAUUCUGAACUCUUUUCUAACAAACAAUUGCCAUUCACUCCUCGCACUUUAAAAACAGAAGCAAAAUCUUUCCUGUCACAGUAUCGCUAUUAUACACCUGCCAAAAGAAAAAAGGAUUUUACAGAUCAACGGAUAGAAGCGGAAACCCAGACUGAAUUAAGCUUUAAAUCUGAGUUGGGGACAGCUGAGACUAAAAACAUGACAGAUUCAGAAAUGAACAUAAAGCAGGUAGCAUCUAAUUGUGCGACAUAUGAUGCGAAAGAAAAAAUAGCUCCUUUACCUUUACAAGGGCGUGACUCAACAUGGGAUGAGAUUAAGGAUGAUGCUCUUCAGCAUUCCUCACCAAGGGCAAUGUGUCAGUAUUCCCUGAAGCCCCCUUCAACUAGUAAAAUCUACUCUGAUGAAGAAGAACUGUUGUAUCUGAGUUUCAUUGAAGAUAUAACAGAUGAAAUUUUGAAACUAGGUUUAUUUUCAAACAGGUUUUUAGAACGACUGUUCGAGCGACAUAUAAAACAAAAUAAACAUUUGGAGGAGGAAAAAAUGCGCCACCUGCUGCAUGUCCUGAAAGUAGACUUAGGCUGCACAUCGGAGGAAAACUCGGUAAAGCAAAAUGAUGUUGAUAUGUUGAAUUUAUUUGAUUUUGCAAAGGCUGGGAAUUCAGAACCAAAUGAAUUAAAAAACGAAAGUGAAGUAACAAUUCAGCAGGAACGUCAACAAUACCAAAAGGCUUUGGAUGUGUUAUUGUCGGCACCAAAGGAUGAGAACGAGAUAUUCUCUUCACCAACUGAAUUUUUCUUGCCUGUUUAUAAAUCAAAGCAUUCAGAAGGGGUUAUAAUUCAACAGGUGAAUGAUGAAAUGAAUCUUGAACCUUCAACUUCGGAUGAAAAUAAUCUAAGUAUUUCAGACAGUUUAACAGAUCAGGAAACUUCUGUGAAGGUCAUUGAAGGUGAUAGUGACCCUGAAAAGGUUGAGAUUUCAAAUGGAUUAUGUGGUCUUAACACAUCACUCUCCCAAUCUAUUCAGUUCUCCAGUGUCAAAGGCGACAAUAAUCAUGAUAUGGAGUUAUCAACUCUUAAAAUCAUGGAAAUGAGCAUUGAGGACUGCCCUUUGGAUGUUUAAUCUUCAUUAAUAAAUACCUCAAAUGGCCAGUAACUCAA